UAAUAACUGUAACCUGUCAUCUUGUGCAGAAAGGGGAAGAGAACACAGAGCUUCUGUGGGUCAGAACCGAGUCCAGGGAACUUGCUGGACACUGACUCUCGACUUUAGCGCCAUCCUGUGGCAACCAUGGCCAUGUCGCUUUGUGAUGACACGCUCCUCUGUAACUUCCCAAAGUGUCGGGCCAAGCUGAGCGGCUUCGCCUGGGUCACGGCCUGCUCACAUGUUUUCUGCGACCAGCAUGGAUCCGACGAAUUCAGCCGUUCACCCGCCAUCUGCCCGGCGUGCUCCUCAGCGCUGUCUGGGAAGCUGGACAUUGUGAGGAUGGAGAUGUGUCCCUCUGAGGAGUACAAAGCCAUGGUUCUGGCCGGUCUGCGGCCGGACAUCGUUCUGGACAUCAGCGCCCGUGCUCUGGCCUUCUGGAGCUAUCAGGUUCACCAGGAGCGUCUGUACCAGGAGUACAGUCUGUCCCGCAGCGAGACGCAGCUCAAGCAGCUGGAGAAGGUUUUGACCCAGCAGAACCAGAGCAGAGAGCUGGAACUCACUGCCAUGAGGGGAGAAAUAGCCUCCCUCAAAAAGAUGAUGGAUGAGUACAAGAGGAAGUUCAGCGAGGCGUCAGAGAGGCUGAUGGAGAGGAACCGGCAGUACCAGAAACUACAGGGUCUCUAUGACUCCUUGAGGCUCCGCAACAUGGUGGUGGGUGCCAGUGACAGAGACGCGCAGCCUCAGCUGGGACACGACUUCACCUCCGGGACAGGGCAGCAGACCACUCCCCAGAGGAGUCCUCAGUUCCUGUCCAUAGGCCACGACGGUGACGGCCGCUUCUUCUCCUGCCUGGAGUCUGAUGGAGCAAAGACCUUCUUCCAGUUCAACUCCCCCGUCAGGGACAAAGGUCAGGUCUUUGUCAGGAAGUACUGAUCCGGGUGCAGCGCUGCCAGCCUGUAAAACCCAGUUCUCAUACUCAGAGCGUAGCUGAGUUCUAAUUUGUUGAACCCGAGCAGUCAAACGUGUUUGUGUAGCCUUCAGUGUGAAACUGGAAUUAAACAGAAUGGAAUG
Messenger RNA from Thalassophryne amazonica, 1053 nucleotides. Its product is annotated as E3 ubiquitin-protein ligase CCNB1IP1-like. The record is from RefSeq and is a predicted model, not a curated record. Gene Ontology annotation, cellular component: synaptonemal complex. Gene Ontology annotation, molecular function: ubiquitin protein ligase activity. The coding region runs from base 127 to 915 and encodes 262 amino acids. Gene Ontology annotation, biological process: reciprocal meiotic recombination. Lineage: Eukaryota; Metazoa; Chordata; Actinopteri; Batrachoidiformes; Batrachoididae. The transcript has 5 exons.